CGAAGACCACAGGGCCAUGACAGCGUUGACGAAUAUAGGUGCGAGUACUCUUGACCUUCGAUUGAAUCUCGCAUACUCUACAAAAUAAUAAGUAGAGCCGAGAUUCUGGAGUCUCAUACCAAACUUUUAUUUGAAAUUAAUUUAACUACACUAAAGCCAUGUCCGAAUCGAUUCCAACUCUCACUACGCCUCCGGGCUCGUCUACUCCAUACAAACUCCCUUGCUUUACUGGGGAGCUAUGGACUAUCCCGACCUCAAAGAGUACCAUGCGCCUCCUCGCAACAGCGAAAGAGACAAGCAACGCAUUUGCUGUUGUUGGCACUGGCGGAACGUUUGAUAACCCAAUUGGUUUCCAUUAUCACAGAGAGGCACACGAUGUGUUUCUCUGCUUAAAGGGAACGCUUAACGUUUGGGCGAAUGAUUCUGCGAGAUCUUUGGGUCCAGGAGAUUUUGCAAGCGUGCCACCUAACACAGUCCAUCAAUACCAAAUUGCAUCUGCUCACACUGAGUUCGUGGGGCUUAUAAUCCCCGGUGGUUGGGAAGAAUUUUUCCGCUUCGUCGGCGAGCCCUUUUCAGGGCCUCUUUUCCCCACCCACGAUUCACGCUCCCCAUUCGAAGUCCUCAUCCCCAAACUCAUCGCUGCAACCGAUAAAUUUGAUAUGGUUCCCGUGCGCGAGAAGGCCUCUUUCGACCCACAACCCUGGGAUGGUACGGAAUCCCAACUCCCGGGGGUGUGCGAGAUUGGAGGAUAUUUCCUCAAGGCAGACACCGGUCCAAAAUUCGCUACUGGUGGCACAAUUGUGCGACCUCUUGCCACAAGAAAGGAGUCAGAUGGCAAGUUUUCGAUAUAUUGUGUCGAGGGCUCGAAGUUGCACGAUGGGAAGGGACUCGAGAAGACGACAUUUAAGUUCGAGAAGACGCACCAUGUUAUACAAGUCAUAGAGGGCUUACUGAGCGUUGUUAUUAAUGGGAAGCAAACCAUAGUGGGGAGCAUGGAGACGGUUUUCAUACCAGCUGAGUCGGAAUGGAGGUGUGCGGUCCAUAGCGUAGCUGCGAAGUAUUAUGUUUUCGCGAACGGAGGUGGAAUAGGAGAAGUCCUCACAGGGACAGGAAGUCCAUUUGAGUGGGUGGUUGUGCCGGAAGCUGGAGAUUUGACUGGAUGGGAUGAGAAGCAGCUUGAAGGGUUGCAAAAGGAGCUAGAAUUCGUCAUUUUUUAG
Messenger RNA from Pseudogymnoascus verrucosus, 1217 nucleotides. RefSeq lists its product as uncharacterized. The coding region runs from base 159 to 1217 and encodes 352 amino acids. The record is from RefSeq and is a predicted model, not a curated record. NCBI's taxonomy places the organism in Eukaryota, Fungi, Ascomycota, Leotiomycetes, Thelebolales, Thelebolaceae. The transcript is spliced from 3 exons.